Penicillium diatomitis is the source of this 582-nucleotide messenger RNA. It is a transcript of the gene cnaB, whose product is annotated as calcineurin regulatory subunit B. The record is from RefSeq and is a predicted model, not a curated record. Lineage: Eukaryota; Fungi; Ascomycota; Eurotiomycetes; Eurotiales; Aspergillaceae. The transcript has 5 exons. Bases 1 to 582 code for a protein of 193 amino acids. Gene Ontology annotation, molecular function: calcium-dependent protein serine/threonine phosphatase regulator activity; calcium ion binding.
AUGGAUCAACCCGCACAACCCAACACAGCGGCGAUGCACAGCGUGCAGCGCCGCCGAGGCUCUGUUGGCACGACUCAGCUUUUUGACAACAUUGUAUCCACAUCCAACUUCGACCGUGAUGAAGUGGACCGCUUGCGCAAACGCUUUAUGAAGCUCGACAAGGAUGCGUCAGGCACAAUUGAUCGCGAAGAGUUCCUUUCCCUUCCGCAGAUCUCAUCGAAUCCUUUAGCCACCAGAAUGAUUGCUAUUUUCGACGAGGAUGGUGGCGGUGACGUCGAUUUCCAAGAAUUUGUCACUGGGCUUUCGGCUUUCAGCGCCCGGGGCAACAAAGAGGAAAAGCUGCGCUUUGCGUUCCGGGUCUACGAUAUCGAUCGCGACGGAUACAUUUCCAACGGCGAGCUCUUCAUUGUCUUGAAGAUGAUGGUCGGCAACAACUUGAAGGAUAUCCAGCUACAACAGAUCGUGGACAAGACGAUCAUGGAAGCCGACAAGGAUGGUGACGGCAAGAUCAGCUUCGAGGAGUUUACGCAGAUGGUGGAGAGCACGGACGUGAAUCUGAGCAUGACCCUGAACUCAAUAUAA